Nezara viridula (southern green stink bug) is the source of this 516-nucleotide messenger RNA. The record is from the annotation of a GenBank genome assembly. NCBI's taxonomy places the organism in Eukaryota, Metazoa, Arthropoda, Insecta, Hemiptera, Pentatomidae.
AUGUGUAGGGGUUGUCCCCCUAUCAUUCUUGGCGGUCUUACCUUAUCCUAUCCUCGCAGCGUCAGGGGAUUGCCUCCUCGGUUGCAGAGCCCUGGAUGUGUAGGGGUUGUCCCCCUAUCAUUCUUGGCGGUCUUACCUUAUCCUAUCCUCGCAGCGUCAGGGGAUUGCCUCCUCGGUUGCAGAGCCCUGGAUCGUCAGGGGAUUGCCUCCUCGGUUGCAGAGCCCUGGAUGUGUAGGGGUUGUCCCCCUAUCAUUCUUGGCGGUCUUACCUUAUCCUAUCCUCGCAGCGUCAGGGGAUUGCCUCCUCGGUUGCAGAGCCCUGGAUGUGUAGGGGUUGUCCCCCUAUCAUUCUUGGCGGUCUUACCUUAUCCUAUCCUCGCAGCGUCAGGGGAUUGCCUCCUCGGUUGCAGAGCCCUGGAUGUGAAGGGGUUGUCCCCCUAUCAUUCUUGGCGGUCUUAUCCUAUCCUCGCAACGUCAGGGGAUUGCCUCCUCGGUUGCAGAGCCCUGGAUGUGUAG